Molecule: messenger RNA, 1104 nt
Organism: Aspergillus aculeatus ATCC 16872
Lineage: Eukaryota; Fungi; Ascomycota; Eurotiomycetes; Eurotiales; Aspergillaceae
Product: alpha/beta hydrolase
Exons: 3
Coding region: 1-1104 (367 amino acids)
Molecular function (GO): hydrolase activity
Source: RefSeq, a predicted model, not a curated record
AUGGCUUCACUGAAUGACGAAAAGCUCUUACAUGACAUCCGCCCGAAGGUGUUAACCCAACCACUACACAACAGCAUCCCUCUGGAGCUGCUGUCGCGAUUUGACCCGGUCUUUGUUGAGAACCAUAACAAAUAUAACGCGGGAAGGCUUCACACCCAUGAGAUUCCCAUUGAAGAGUUCCGUCGCAAUCCAGCCAAAUAUGCCAUCAGCUAUGGCCGUGCGAGCGGUCCAGAUAUCUACCGCAUCUCUGAACAGAAAUGCCCCGUCCAAGGGGGAGAGAUAGGAGUACGCAUCUUCGAACCUGAACCCGUGGUCGACGAGCAUAGUAAGGUCCAGAAGAGGGCGGCUUAUAUCAAUUUUCACGGCGGUGGGUGGGUGUUCGGUGACCUAUCGAAGGAUCACGACUUCUGUAAGAGAGUCGUCGACGGGCUGGAAGGGCAGCUGGUGGCCUUUGAUGUCGACUACAGACUAGCCCCAGAGCAUCAAUACCCAACACCGGUGGAUGAUUGCUGGACAGCGAUCAACUGGGUCCGGUCAAAGGCCGAGGAGUUCAAUAUCGACCUCAAUCGAAUGGCGGUCGGAGGCAUGUCAGCAGGUGGACAUUUGGCAGCUGUCAUGGCUCAUCUCUGCCGUGACGCCGGCAUUCCCUUGCGACUGCAGGUGCUGAAUGUACCGGUGUGCGAUCUACACAGUCCGUUCAAGCCGGAUGGCACGUUCGAUCGAGAUGGCUGUCCAUACGAGUCGUACAAAGAGAUGGAGUUUACGGUGCCUCUGCCAGUAGCGCGUAUGUCCUACUUUCACAGACAUUUUCUGGGGGUCCCAAGGCCGGCAACAUCAGAGGAGGACUGGAAGAUCUCCCCCAUUUUAGCUCCCAAUUUUGCUGGGCUGGCGCCUGCAUUGGUCUUCACUGCUGAAAUGGAUCCUCUGCGGGAUGAAGGUGAAGUUUAUGCUGCCAAGCUGAAAGCUGCAGGAUGCUCGGUGGAGUUGAUGCAGAUGAAGGGAGCACCCCAUACCUUCGCUCUACUAGAUAGGAUACUGGAAUCGGGGCGGGUGUAUAACGAGAAAGUGAUUGAAGGACUGAAGGCGGUCGUCGCGAUUGACUAG